AUGUCGCUGCAAUUUCUGCUCAACUCGGAGGACAGUGAGGACCGGAGCGCAGAGUGGUAUCUCGCCAACACACGAGUCGAGACGGACGUAUACGGCUACAGCAGAGGACACGGCCACGGCGACAGCAGCACAAGCACAUCCACAUCCACAUCUCUGGGGUCGCGCGCCCCAACAUCCCCAGUCAGCAGGCAAUGGACGCCGUUGAAGCCGGGAUCCAGCCACUCGACAUGCGGCGGCCUGUCGCCGGGCAGCGACCAAGGCGGCUAUCCCACGUCGCCGGCCUCGUCCAUGGGUCGAUCUCACUCCAGCCGGCUCUCGCUGCGGCGACUCUCCCGAGCCGUCAGUCUCGACGACGAAGACUCGGCCGACGACGAGACGUGCGAGACGGUCUGCUACGGCAUGGAGACCUAG
Messenger RNA from Verticillium dahliae VdLs.17, 411 nucleotides. RefSeq lists its product as uncharacterized. The record is from RefSeq and is a predicted model, not a curated record. NCBI's taxonomy places the organism in Eukaryota, Fungi, Ascomycota, Sordariomycetes, Glomerellales, Plectosphaerellaceae. The coding region runs from base 1 to 411 and encodes 136 amino acids. The transcript has 3 exons.